Schistosoma curassoni is the source of this 4859-nucleotide messenger RNA. The record is from the annotation of a GenBank genome assembly. NCBI's taxonomy places the organism in Eukaryota, Metazoa, Platyhelminthes, Trematoda, Strigeidida, Schistosomatidae.
GUCAUUUCAUUUUAUUUGUGUUUGGGCUGUGAUACUGUCCGGUUGCCCAAACAGAGGUUAUCCGAUGUCACUACUUUAACUACCCGGUUUCCCUUACUGAAGUUAGUACAAAAGAAGUAGAAUUUUAAGGACUGUCACUUAUUAUUAUAAGCUAAGUGGUUUGAUUAUUUGGUUACCACUACUCUACUGUGUGGGUUGUUAAUAUUAACUGAUACACUUAAGUUCAGUGUUUGAUAUUUAUGGUUAGUUGAUAAAAAUUCUUGUGUCAUUCGUCAUCAUGGAGUGUAUAACAAUACCGUCCCAUUCAUUGAUAUUAACUGUAGGAGGUUUCAUUACGGAAAAUCUAUCAGAGGUCUUGAUUAGAAUACCUAGCAUGUUAGAUCCUUUAAUGAUAUUCCCAUAACUUUCGGAUUGCCUUUUUUCCUAAGGGCGAUGGCACAGUGGAUAAUGCUAUUUUUGUGUGCUAGGUUCGGAGUCGAUUGUAUGCUCAAUGUAUGCACUACUUAUUAUUGUUCCAAUCCAAAGUUUGAACCUCACUUCAUUCAUUUCAAUUUGGACAGUAGGGUAAUACUAUUGUCUCACACAUAUUGUCUUGUGACUCAAUGCCGUGUACAUAAACCUGUACUUAAUAUGUGUCACAUAGUCAUGGUAUUUCAAAUAUCCUUUAGUGAAUAAUCUCUUCGCAAAUAAAAUUUGAACUCAGAAUCUUUCAUGCGUUUUACAAUUUUGUUAUUAUAAAUAUCAUUAGUCUUUUCUCGAUUUAAUAUGUUUUACAUGUUUAUUUAAAUCUUGAAUGAGUAAAAGUCAUUCAAAUUUAUCUUUACUUUAAAAAUGAUCUCAACUGAGAAAUAGAUUUUCAUGAAUACAUUCAACCAGUGGUAUAUGAUUUUAUUUGGUUAUCUUGAUUUCUGUCAUUUAAUUUGAUUGACCGACUUGUUAAGUAAUGACAAAGUUUAGGGUUAAGAUUUUUAUCGUUGAACGUGUAGCACAUCUGCUUUUCAAUGUUUAAUAUGUAUUCAAUAUCUAGCAUUUUUCUGUUCAUUUAGUGAGUGAAUGCUGCACAUGAAAUCAUAAUUUUCACUGAUGAUUUCAUCUUAAGCUGUUACCUUCAUUGGAUUCGCUGUUUUUCAUUUGAAAAUUUGAGAUGUGCUACAGUGUCAUGUUUAUAGAAGGUAUAUAUAGAUUACUUUAGAUUAUUGAAAUAAAAUCACUAGUGAAAACUACAUUCUUAUAAGCAGUACUGACCCAUUGAAUGAAUGGGGAAAAUACUACAGAACAUUAGAUAUUGCAUUUUUAUUAAACAGUGAAAAAGUAUGAUUAUCCUCACACCAAUGUAAUCCUGAAAAGUCAGUGUUUAAUUGUUUAUUAUAAAUUAUAACCUUCUAGAUAUCAGUGUAUAUAUUUUGAUAUAAAAAAAGCGACACCAAGGUCUAAAACAUAGUUUACAUCUAAUGAAUAAUAAUAGGCACUAAUAACCUAUAUUAUUUACCUAAAAUCAUCUUUAUCAGUAAUGAAACAAUCAGUUUAUGAUCACCUAAGUCUUACAUCAUUCUCCCCAUUCUUAGUUUCAUUUUAUCAUUUAUCACCCGUUAUUCUCAAGUGUGUAUACAGAGUUCAUUGUGGUCACUGUUAUUGCGUCAUUUCGAUCAUUAUCUACAUCGUAAACACCAUUCAUCAUUAUAUCAUUAUUAUUUAUUCUUGUCUAAAGUUUUUGUGUCUAUCACCUACCAUGAAACAUUCAAUUAUUAGUAGUAUAUAUAUAUAUUUCCUUUAUUUAAUGUUCAUUAUUUACUUAUGCCUCUGUUAUCAUCAUCGUCAUCAUCAUCUUCAUUCUCAUCAACAAAAAGGACUAUCAGAAUUUUGCUUCUUUUAUUUUUAUCAUCCUUCCCAUUUGUUUGAUUGUCUGUUUGAUGAUGUUUGAUUAUGAUCGGGAUAUGAAUGUUGAUAUCUAAUUGAACGUGGUGGCUGGCUCGCGUACUAAUUAUUGUUUGAUUUGUUCAUUGUGUGUCUGUUCUUGUUGUGUAUUAUCGCUUGCAUGUUUGUAUGUACUGAUUUGUAUUUAAAUUGUUGAAUGUAUUUGUGUGUGUAUGUGUUUGUUCAUGAAUGAAUGCUUGUACAUAUGUCCAUGGUCCACUACUCUCAGGUACAACAGAACGUGUUUGCCUAAUUAUUGGAUCGUUCGAUGGUGUCAUUACUGUACAUAAUUAUAUAAUGGAUCGAAUCAUGGAAAAACCUGAUCCUAAUCCAAAUACAACUGGAGAAGGCAGACUGAAUGUUGAACGUCAUAAGCAGGUGAAAAUUCUUGUACCGAAUAGUACAGCUGGUAUGGUUAUAGGGAAAGGUGGAUCAUAUAUUCAAGAGAUCAAAGAGAAAACUGGUGCAUAUGUGCAAAUUUCACAAAAAUCUCGUGAAUUCAAUCUCUUAGAACGAUGCAUUGUUGUUGCCGGUGAAUUAGAUCAAGCACGCGCUGCUGUUCAUUUAAUUUUAAAUGUUAUUGCUACAGAUCCACAAUCAGCUAGUUGUCCAAAUCUUUCAUAUCAUGAUAUUCAAGGACCAGUAGCUAGUGUUUAUCCAACUGGUUCACCAUAUGCAACACCGAUUAUUCCUUAUUUAACAGGUUCGACUAUUUUAUCUAAUCCAUCAAUUGAUACAAAUUCUGCUUCUGCUACAGCAGCAGCGGCCGCUGCCGCUGCAGCGGCAACUAUGAUGGCAGCAGCUGUAGCAUUUACACCUGGUCCAUCAUCACAACCAACCACAUCAUCAUUUAUUUCUUCACCAGGUGGUAGUACUACAUUUGGAUUUUUUCCACCGAAUUUUCAAUCAACACCAGAUAUUGCAACAAUUGCAGCGUUAACAUCAAAUCCUGCAGCUACUGGUGGAUCAAUCGUUUUGCCGUCUAUACUGCCUAACACUGGUAAUGAUAGAACUCUAUGUAGUAAUUUGUCAGGAGAUUUAUUUUCACAAACUGUUGGUGUGGGUGGUAGUAGUUCACCAUGGUCAAAUAUUUCAGGACGAACUGGAUUCGAUGUAAUAGUGCCUGAUCUUAAUGCUGCUUCUGCAUUAACAACAGUAUCAGUUGCACAAGAACCUUUAACUGGAUCUUUUAUAUCACCUAAACCACAAGAUUCUCAGUCAAGUCGUUCUGCAUUAUCGCCUCCAGUAUACUUUCCUUCAUCUUCAUUUAUUCCAGCACCACUUCGAAUGUCUCCUACAGCUUUAUUUGGUUAUCCAACAAUUGGUUAUGGAAAUCCUCCACCUGUACAACAUAGUCAUUUAACAUCAACUCGAGGUAUACAACCAAUACCUUUAACUGAAACUAGUUCAUCAUCAAUUUGCAGCAAUUCAUCAAAUUUACCAUCAUUAUUUACAUCACCAACUGGAUUAACUGCUAAUAUUGCUACAUUAGCUGCUCUUUCCGCUGCGAUUACAGUAUCUGGUGUACCAACUGUAACAAAUACAAUUACAACAAAUGUAACAAUUAAUUGUACAAAAUCUUUACCAAUUCUUUCAAAUCCUAAUCCACUUGGAACUGGUUCAACUGGUGCUUUAUUUAAUUUAUUACCUUGUUCUCAGUUAUCAUCAUUUAAUGUUACACCAAUUGUACCACAUGUAGUUGUAUCGAAUGAUUCAAUUACAAUGUCAAUACCUAAUUUAUCAUCAAAUCCAUUUUUAUUAUCACUUACAGAAAGUGAUAUAAAUCAACCUAAUAUACAACAACAAUCAUCUUUAGCUCCAAGUAUAAAUUCAUCGGCACAAGUUACCGCUUUACCAUCUUCAUCAACAUUAAUUGGAUUUCAUGGAUUACAAUAUAAUUCAGGAUCAAAUAUCAUUACACCUAUGGGAAAUUAUGUUGCAUACAGACGUGUUAUAUCUGUUCCAGAAAGUGUAAUCAAUAUAAUCCUUGGUCAUCAAGGUCGAUCUAUUAUGGAUUUACAAUUAUUUACUGGUACUGCCAUACAAAUAUCUCAGAAAAGCACUUAUUUAUCUGGUACACAAUAUCGUACUGUCACAAUAAUUGGACCACAAGUCAAUGUACAAUCAGCAGCUGAUGUAAUUGAGCAUAUAGCAAUUAUUGAGCAUAUGAAACGAGAAUCUGGUUCAUAUCAACAACAUUCAUUGUCGUUAUCACUUCCUGGUAAUGGUAGUAGUACUAGCACUGUUGGGCGUCCAUGUAAUGUUAGUGGCGGUCAACUAAAUUCGGAUUAUUUUAUACACUCUGGAAUAUCACAUCCAUUCACAUCAUCGACAUCAUUUUCAUCAUCUUGCAUUAAAGGAAAUUAUCCAGAAUGUCAGUCAACAUGUUCAGCAUCGAAUACUGGUAUAUCAUGUCCGAUAAGUAUGAUUAGCUCACUUCCUUUGACUACUUGUAUAACUACUGUUAAUACUGCCAAUAGUACUAGUGGUAGUAAUAUUAUUAUUACUGGUUUGUCUUUUCCGUCAUCGUCUUGUGAUACUGCUGCUUCUGCUUCAAGAAGAUCUGGAGGAGGGAGUGCUGGUGUUAGUGGUUCUGGCGAUUCACUGUCUUUUCAAAGUUCAAUCGACUCAGUAUCUAUGUCUGUAACUAAACGUGAUGAAACAAAGUAGUUUAUUAAUAAUAAUACUAUCGAAUCAUUAGAACUUAACAAAAUAGUUCUAUCACGAUUAACACUACUUAUAAUCGUAGUAGUAGUAAUUACUGUUGUAGAGUAUUAGAAGUAGUUUGUUUUUUUUAAAGAAUAACAGUUAACACCGGUGGAAUGUUAAUAACAUAAAGCUAGACGAUCCGAAUUGAAUUGAUAAACUAAAUCACACACACACACACAAUUUAUAUGGUUUCAGCUUUACACUCUAUUCGUCUUUCAAUGAACACAAAAAGAAAA